UACCAAUUUCUGUGAUUGAAUGUCCUUAUCAAGAAAUAAGAAGCGCAAAGAUGGCUGAUAUAGAGGCAACUAUCGAAUACCUCGAAGACUUGGAACUUUACGACAACGUCAAACCAUAUUGGUGCUCACUUCCGCCCCGAGACGGGUUUGAUCCAGACAAGGAGCGCCUAGAUAAUCUAGAGUUUGAAUCACGGAAGAUCCAAAUCCAUGACAUGAGAUUCCUGAAAGACAAGCCGCGAAUCGAUGUCAAUGGAUUUCAAGUCUUCGAUCACACGACACAGAUAAGCCGAUUCGAGGCCCCAGAAGAUGUCGCUAGGUAUAAGUCGGAGACCGAAGAACUUCAUCUUAAAAACUUAGGAGCUGUGUAUGUGAAGUGUUACGAUAUGGCGCUGAGGACAAAUAUUCUUUUUGACCGAACGGAGUACGAUUUGAAUGAUCCAUUACAUACAGAAGGGCCUGUCAGAGGGGCACAUAACGACAUAUCUCGCAACUUCGGACCACAAAUGAUCAACAAACAUCUUCCCGACAGGGAAAAGGAAUUGUAUAUGAGACCCGGUUACCGAUUUCGGAUUAUCAAUACAUGGCGAAGUUUACUUCCAAUUGUAGAAGACAGACCACUGGCUCUGUGUGAUAGUCGCUCAGUUGCUGCAGCGGAUCUUAUCUCUUGUGAUAGAAUUGUCCCCGAACACAUUGGCGAGGUCUACUUUCUUAAGCAUAACUCAAACCACAAAUGGUACUGGUUAUCUCGGCAGAAAGACUCAGAGCCUUUUGCAUUUGUUAUGUAUGAUACUAAAGCUGGGCCUCAUGCAAGAUUCUGCCCCCACGUUUCAUUCGAUAAUCCCCAAUCCUCUAGAGAAGCUCCGCCACGCGAGAGCGUUGAGACUAGAUCUCUCGUGAUAACUAGAGAGUGAGAAGGAUGAGGCUUGUUGGUAGCGAUAUGAUAAGCAGAGUACAAAUUCCUAAUGCCUAUCCGCCAUGCUGGAGGGCCAUAUUACGAUCUAUAGGCGAUAACAAAAACAUUAAGAUGUAUGAUCGGUCGUUGCAAGCAUCUCGUAUAGCCAAUAAAUCUUCGG
Molecule: messenger RNA, 1073 nt
Organism: Mollisia scopiformis
Lineage: Eukaryota; Fungi; Ascomycota; Leotiomycetes; Helotiales; Mollisiaceae
Exons: 6
Coding region: 51-911 (286 amino acids)
Molecular function (GO): oxidoreductase activity
Source: RefSeq, a predicted model, not a curated record